CUGCAGCCACAUCCGGCUCCAUACACACAUUCUCCACUUUUUUUUCUUUCCUGAAGGCUUCCGUGACGCACCUAAUAACACUUCCGGGUUUAGUUUGUUCUCCAGUAACGCUAAAGGUGAUAUGGCCGCAAUGUUUACAUGCUGUCUGGGCUACUGUUGUGGUGAUGGAGGAUCCGAUCAUAAACCUCUUAAAGAAAUGCCCACCGUUCAGCUCGACACGCACCACAUGGGCGCAGAUGUGGUGGUGGUGAAGAGAGGGAGGCGGAUCUGUGGGAGCGGAGCAUGUCUCGCCAACGCCCCUCUCCACCAGAACAAGAGCUACUUCGAGUUCAAGGUCCAAUCCACGGGUGUGUGGGGAGUCGGCGUGGCCACACAGAAGGUGAAUCUAAACCAGAUACCUUUGGGUCAAGACAGUCACAGUUUGGUGCUCAGGCACGAUGGAUCUGUAUAUCACAAUAAUGAAGAGAAGAACUGCCUGCCAGCUAACAGUGUGCCUCAGGAGGGAGACAUUGUGGGAUUAACAUAUGACCAUGUGGAACUGAACCUGUAUCUGAAUGGGAAAAACAUGCAGUGCCCAGCCUCAGGCAUUCGAGGGACUGUGUUCCCUGUAGUUUACGUGGAUGACAGUGCUAUCUUAGACUGCCAGUUCAGCGACUUCUACCACACUCCUCCUCAAGGCUUUGAGAAGAUCCUGUUUGAACAGCAGAUCUUUUGAGCCUUCUGCUUCACAUGCACUUGCAGAGAAGCCGUCCUCAGGGCUAAAGUGCUGAUGUUGGAAAGAGUGUUGCAUUUCUCUGUUGUAUUGUUUAAGCCUUCUCUGCUACUGCUGCCAUAGUCCAUACAAGACAAGCCAGAUGUUUAUAUGUAUGUGAAAAGAAAUCUUUAACCAUAUCAAAAAGUGCACACACAGUCAGCCAUAAACUUGAAUGUCAAAUUAGGUUGUGUGUGUGUUUUUUGUUUUUUUUAAUGUAGCCUGCAUUAUAAUUUGACACUCAUUAUUUAGUAUGUGGCUGCUGUAGUAUUAGUGUGUCACGGCACCAGGCUCUGCGGUUCGAACCUGAGCUCCGGUUAUUGUCUGUUUGGAGUCUUGCAUGUUCUCCCUGAGGUUCUGUGGACUCUCUGGUUUCUCUAAAUUGUCCAAAGGCGUUCCAUCCAAGGUAUAUUGAUUAGCUGCUCUCAGUGUUCCCCAGAUAGGCUCCAGGUCCACUGCAACCCUGACCAGGAUUAAGCAGUAACUGAAGACGAAUGAAUGACAGAAUUAAUGAUUUCCUAAGUUUUUGUGCAAUUUGAUAUACCUAGGACAGGAACUUUUAUUUAUUUUUUAUAUAUUUUUGCAAAAUGGUACAUUAACACUAUAGUAAGUGAAGAGAAAUAUACAUGUCCUCUGGUGUAAAAAAAAAACAAAAAAAAAAAACUAAACAUGACUAAUGUCUUGUUGGUUUGCACUAUUUAAAGUAAACAACCAAAUUAUGUAUUGUCACAAUUCUAAAUAAAAAUUAACUCUGUGUAUGAAAACUUCUAUGAA
Messenger RNA from Ictalurus punctatus (channel catfish), 1525 nucleotides. RefSeq names its product SPRY domain containing 7b (gene spryd7b). The transcript is spliced from 5 exons. Gene Ontology annotation, molecular function: protein binding. The record is from RefSeq and is a predicted model, not a curated record. NCBI's taxonomy places the organism in Eukaryota, Metazoa, Chordata, Actinopteri, Siluriformes, Ictaluridae. Bases 122 to 715 code for a protein of 197 amino acids.